Molecule: messenger RNA, 1356 nt
Organism: Vanderwaltozyma polyspora DSM 70294
Lineage: Eukaryota; Fungi; Ascomycota; Saccharomycetes; Saccharomycetales; Saccharomycetaceae
Gene: UTP6
Product: snoRNA-binding rRNA-processing protein UTP6
Exons: 1
Coding region: 1-1356 (451 amino acids)
Biological process (GO): maturation of SSU-rRNA from tricistronic rRNA transcript (SSU-rRNA, 5.8S rRNA, LSU-rRNA)
Cellular component (GO): small-subunit processome; Pwp2p-containing subcomplex of 90S preribosome
Molecular function (GO): snoRNA binding; protein binding
Source: RefSeq, a predicted model, not a curated record
AUGUCCUCAAAAUCGAGAUACUAUUUGGAACAAUGUAUUCCUGAAUUGGAUGAUUUGGUAGAGAAAAAACUAUUUACCAAGAAUGAAGUUUCCGCCAUUAUGAAGAAAAGAACUAAUUUUGAACACAGACUAAACUCAAGAGGUUCUAGUGUCAAUGAUUAUCUUAAAUAUGUCACCUAUGAAUCAAAUGUGGAUAAUUUGAGAUUGAAAAGAGUGAAAAGAAUCUUACAAGCUAAUAAAUCAAACAGUAUUUCAGAUUGGUCUAUGCAAAAGAGAAUAAUGUUCAUAUAUCAAAGAGGUUGUAAUAAAUUUCCAAAAGAUCUGAAGUUUUGGGCAAUGUAUUUGCAUUAUUUGAAAUCAAGAGGUAAUCAAACUUCAUACAAGAAAAUCCAUAACGUUUAUAAUGAAUUGAUCAAACUGCAUCCUUCAAAUAUUGAUGUUUGGAUCAGUUGUGCUAAAUAUGAAUAUGAAGUCCAUGCUAAUUUCAAAAGUUGUAGAACAGUUUUCCAAAAUGGUUUGAGAUUCAAUGCAGAUCAGCCUAAACUAUGGUAUGAGUAUGUUAAAUUCGAAUUGAAUUUUAUUACAAAAUUGAUUAAUAGAAGAAAAGUAAUGGGUUUAAUAAAUGAAAGAGAACAAGAAUUAGAUAUGUUGAAAGAACAAGAAGAGAAAAAUGCUGACGAUGAAAAUGAUGCCGAAAGUGACGGUGAUGAAGAAGCUUCAGGUUACCUUAAGAGAGGACCAUCCACUGGUGAUUCCAUGAAAGAUAAAUUAAAUGAAUUACCAGAAGCAGAUAUGAAUAUGUUAGGUGAUAAAGAUACAAACCCUGCAUUACAUGGUGAUAUCGCUUUAACAAUUUUUGAUAUUGCUAUUGAAACUUUAGGUAAAUAUUAUAUUAAUAAGCAUAUGGGUUAUUAUGCCGUUUCUGAUAUGAAAUUAGAUAAGGAAUUGAGAAAAGAUACGGUAAAAUAUCUAUUUGAAAAAUCAUUAGAAUAUGUGGCGCUAUUUGAAAAGUUUGAUGACUUGGAUAGGGUAUAUUUGAUUAAUCAUAUUAUACAAUUUUGGAAAAAUGAUAUGCAUGAUAUGUCUUUACCAAAUGAAUUGCCAGAAUUGUAUGUCAAGAAUUUGAUUAUGGAUAUAACAUUAAAUAUAAGAUUCAUCGAUGUGGAAAGCCUUGAUAUUGAUCAAUUGCAAUUAUCAGUAAAGAAAUACUUCGCAUACAAGAACAAGUUGAAGGACACCGUAUUAACUGAAAUUCAAUCAUCGUAUACUUCAUAUCUACGAGAAAAUUACUUGUGUCAUUUAGAUAAAGAUGAUUCGAGAUAUGGUAUCUUGGACCAAAUUAUCAAGAAACUUUAG